Chondrus crispus (carragheen) is the source of this 105-nucleotide messenger RNA. RefSeq lists its product as hypothetical. The record is from RefSeq and is a predicted model, not a curated record. NCBI's taxonomy places the organism in Eukaryota, Rhodophyta, Florideophyceae, Gigartinales, Gigartinaceae. The transcript has a single exon. Bases 1 to 105 code for a protein of 34 amino acids.
AUGAACAAGAUCCGAGCAGUGAGGUACAGCGACACGGGGGGCAAGCGGCGCCGGCUGCAACCUCCGGCAAAAAGGCCCAGAGUUGCGCCAAACAUGCGUGAGUGA